AUGCGGAUGAUCUGCUGUGGUGACCCCUAGUGGGAGAAGCCGAACGAAAGUUUAUGGUUAUGACCAUCGUGUAAAAACGGCAACUACAGUCUAUUCCAAAUUCAAGUUUUUUUGUGAGUUAAUGUUAGUCAUGAGUUCUUAAAUUAUCUCUUUCGUUUUGUAGUCUGGUUUCAUUCUCAUGACUUUUUUCCAUGUUCCUUUUUUUCCCCCUGUAUUCCCAAACAGUGUCACCACUUCAUUUGCAUCAUUUAUAGUGUUGUAAACACCUCUACUCUCCAGUCUAUUUACAGUCUAAUUAUUCAUCUUUUCAUUGAUUUUAAUCUAUAUAUAAUUUCCCUUUACAUCAGUUAAAACAAGCAAGUUCCUCCUUUGCUCUGUUUGAUUAUGAAAUUAUGAACACUGCUUCCGAGCAAUAGGUGAAAUGUGUGGUACUGCUUGCUCAACCCCAAUGCAAUAUAAUGAGGAUUUGUUUUUAAUUAAUUAUUACUGUAGUUUUAAAAAAAAACGGUGUUUACAUUACUAUGAACGAUGCGGCACACAUCCAUAUCCAUAUAGUUUGUCUUUUCAGAGUGGCUUAAAAACUUCUCUCUGUUUCUCCUCUUGGCCCUCAUGGUGAUUAUUCUGCGUUCGCAGUUUGCAUACAUAUGAGCUCAGUGGGAAAACACAACUGCAGGUUGCUGAUGUUGCUUUUUCUUUGUUUACUUGUUUACUUUGGGAUGUUGGGUUACUUCAGGUGAGGGUAAUAGAGCAUCUAACAAAAGAGUUGCAUUUGUGUAGUCGAUGGAAAAGAAUCACGCUCGACUUGCAGAGGUUUGCAAAUUGAUUUUCGUGCAUUCGACUUCAUCCGCACCGCUGGCAUGUUACGUCACACAGCGGCGUAGAUUAAGCUGCGUUGAAGCCGCUCCAAAACACACCCACUCACUCCCCCUCCUCUAAGCGAAAACAUACAUCUCUGUCUCUCCGUCCAUGUCUCUGUAAAACACAAAGCGCGCGCCAUCAUCUCCAUCGGCUGUUGCUCAGAAUCAUCGUGCGCGAGCGCGGGCGCGAGAACAGUUACUUCCGUUGUCCUUGUAGCUGGACGUGUUUGGUGUCUAUGGAUCGGUUGCACGGUAUCGUGGUGGUCGGAUGGAUCUGAACCGCUCCUGCCGAUCUUAGCCGACAUGCGCCGGCUUUCUGCCGACACCGGCCCGGCUUCAUCAUGCUGUUCAGACUGUUUACGAGGAGGAUGCGCCGGCUGGGAUGCUAUCGGAUGGGGCCCAUGUGGAAAGCACUCCUGGUGUUUGUGGUCAUUGCCUUUGCAGGCCAGCUCUUGGGGAUUCUCUUCAAUAAAAGUUGGGUGCAACCGGAGCGGCCUCGAUCUUUGUUCUCUAUUCCCGAGAACAAUCAAGGGCCUCCUCUGGGCUCCUGCAGGCCCCAAAAACACAUCAUGUUCCUGAAGACCCACAAGACAGCAAGCAGCACCGUUCUUAACAUGCUCUACCGCUUCGGUGAGGAGCAGGGCCUGCGUUUUGCCCUACCAUUGGGCUACCAGUUUGGCUACCCACUCCCUUUCAUAGCCCAGAGGGUCAAAGGGUACAGGGGUCCCCAUGUGGCCAUGUUUGACAUCAUGGCAAACCACAUGCGAUUUUACAAGCCAGAGGUAGAGAAAGUCAUGCCUGCAGAUACUUUCUAUUUCUCUAUUUUACGAGACCCUGUGGCAUUAGCCGAGUCCUCCUAUGCCUAUUACAAAAAUGUUGCCCCUGCCUUCCGACGUUCGAAGGGACUAGGUGACUUUGCAGAUAACCCGAACAAAUACUACGAUCCCCGACUGCGCAACAACCACUAUGCCCGCAACUUGUUGUGGUUUGACUUUGGUCUUGAUCACAAUGCUAACUACUCCUUGGCUCUUGCAAAGCGUGGUGAAGCAGCAGUACGACGCAACUUUAAACUUAUUCUUAUAUCCGAGUACUUUGACCAGUCCAUGGUGCUACUCCGACAUGCUUUAUGCUGGCCUCUGGAUGCUGUUGUGUCUUUUAGCCUAAAUGCUAGACAGCAGAUAUCCAAGAGCAGGUCAGGCUGGGUGGGAAAGGCAGCUGCUCCAGCAUCUUUGCAACUGACAGAAGAGCAGCGUCAGAAGUUGCGUGAGUGGAACGCCUUGGAUUGGCACCUGUACCAAGCCUUUAACAGCACUUUCUGGGAUGAGGUGGAGCGAUUUGGACGAGCAAGAAUGGAUACUGAGGUGACAUUAUUGAGGAGUAGGCGUGAGGUUUUGGCCCACGUUUGUCUGCGUGAUGGAGGCCGGCCAGUUGAAGCUAGCCGCAUUCGAGACAGGGCCAUCCGUCCUUUUCAGAGUGGCCUAGUGAAGAUUUUGGGUUACGAGUUGCAGCCAGGUCUGGACAAUGCCACUAGGCAGGCCUGUCUGCGUAUGAUUAGGCCAGAGAUCCAAUACAAGGAUCUGUUGGAUCUUCGACAGUUCCCACAUGCCCAGCCACGUCCAGGAGCAGCAGUGGUGACAAAUGAGCUUGUUGUUAAGAAGGAUUCAUCACCUCAUAGGACUGAACAGCAUGCUGGAGAAUCAUUAGAAAGGGAUUGGGAUGGAACCUUACUGGUCCAUAAUCAAUCCCAAGAACAUGUGGACAUAAAGGGAAAACUGAGAUAAUGAGUGAAAUAGCCACACUUGUUUUCCAGAUUCUUUUUGGCUCUGCUGGGCCUCUGCAUUGCACUACUCAGAGCUGGAGUUAGAGACUGACUUGUUAUACUUGCUCAGCUUCUAACAAUCCUCUAUAUCUUGCCCUUUUUAAGGCAUCUUGCAUUAUUUCAUGUGACUACGAUGUCACUCUGUAAAGAGCACUGAAUUGAGGAAUAAAUACAAUACAAAUAGCCCCAGUAUACAGUAGUAGGGAAUGAUGCAUGCAAGGCGAUGUGUGAUGAAGCUCAAUUACAUCAUGGUGCAUGGUGUCAAGUAUUUCUGCUGCUUUACUUGAGCAGUGAUGGUACGAAUGCAUUUCGAAUGCUACACUAUUGUCUCUCAAUCCAACAAACACGCUUUACCUAUAUGCUCCCUCCCACACGCAGACAAUUUGGCGUUGAGCCACAUAGCACUUUUCAGAUUGACACUGCUUCUGUGCCUACUGACGGCACUGAAAUAGAGUGUAAAGCCAUCGACUGGAGAACAAAUACCACUAAAACAGAAUCAUAGUUCUAUAACUGUCUGGUCAGUGACAUUGGUUUGGGUGCCAGCAACUGAUUUGUGUUCAGUAUAUUACAGCAGCUGUCAUCUUUUGUAGUGCAGGUCCACAGGAAAAAGGCGUACAGUUUGGAAUACUACAGCCCUUUUUUUUUUUGCUAUGGCAACCAUAACAGGGCUUGUUAUGGCUGUGGCAUUUUAUAAUUGGUGUAUUAUAUAAGCUACUUAAAAUGUUGGUAGAUGAUGACACUGAACUAGAUUAACAUCAUGUAAUUGGUUUUUCAGGUUCAUCAGUUGGAGUGGGUUAUUCCGCUCACAGUAAUCUACCUUUUGGCUGCUGUCAGAGGUUACUUUCUCUUGUUUAUGUUGCGGAUUUGAAUAUAAAAAUUAUUUGUCAUUUCAAAGGAAUUUUAACUAGAAUCCUGGGUAAUUAGCCUUUUAAUAACAGUGAACUGAUACCACUUAUCAGACUUGAUGUAAGUACAUUUGUGCGUGAUUAUGCCAAGGUUUUUUUUGUGAUAUUGGAUUGACAGAGAUGAAUACAGAUGGCGAAUGUUAAUUGAAUACAUGAAAGCUAGAAUGCCCAUGAAUUAUUAAAUACAUAUCCGUGUCCAAAUCUAAAAUCCAGAAUUGAGUGAUUUUGCCUUACCGUGUGAAACAAAUUGGAACAGGGCUGGUUUAUUAAUGGUUGUUGUAUUUUUUUUCUUUUAAAAAUGUCAUGUAUGUAAUGUAUUUAUAGUUUUCUGAAAAUGCAAGUUUUUCAGUCUUGUGGUACGUAGAAUGAUGGUAUGUAAAUUUAGUAUGAAUUUGACUGAAAUGCACCAUACAGCUUGAUUAAGCUGAACGUAUUAACGGGUUGUUCAGCCUCCAUGUUUAAAAUUCUGUUUAUAACUUUUAUCAGUUAUUAUUAUUAAAGCAGAACACUCCAUGUGUAGUCAUUCUAGGUAUAGUAAGUGAUGAUGUGUAGUGUAUGUUAAAAAGACUUUGUGCAUGUUUAUAAAUAGCACUCACCGACACCAGUGUUUAGUAGAAAUACAGAUUCAUCUCAACUUUUUUGUCAAACAAAAUCUUGAUUUUGUAUUUUGCUUUUUUUCCUGGAACAAACCCACCUAAACCAGGCAAUAUCUAUAGGAGAAUUUUGGAAUCAGAAAAAAAUACAAACAUUACAUAAACAGAAACAUUUCUAACAAAGCUGUUUGUUGUAGAAAUAUAUAUUUUUUUUCAUAUUCAAAGGUUAUGUUUGUAAAAAAAUGUUUAAAAAAAGUAGGGGGUUGAAAGUAUGUGCCAACUAAUACAGACACAUAUGCCAGCAUAUUGAAUGAUGUAAAUGAAGCUGAACACUAAAUAUGACUCAUUGGCCUCAACCAAAGCUUUGAAUCUUUAUAUUCACAAAGUUUGUACUGUAUUGGGGCUAUCAUUGGCCAACCAGUUAAUAUAAAUGCCUAAAAGACAGUAGGGGACUGUAGGAAAGCAAUAUUAUUUGAUUUAGAUGUAUUGUAAACGUUAUCAGCCGUUGCAUAAAUGGUUCCUUCUUUUUGACAACACUGAAGGAAACCUUGAGUUUAGUUUGCUCACGUUUUGCAGUUUAUAAUCAUGUAAAAAUGCUCUUAUUACUGGUCAUCUUGUUUCCAUUAUUCUGUCUACACCUGUAUUAGACUGCUGCUCUGUCAUGAUUCUCAAGAGUAGACAUCUAACAGUCGAAGAUGGUACAAAUAAAAACUUGAAUUUACAUGUAUGUAUUUACUUUUUUAGUUAAAGGUACACCAAAGAGUUGCCGAUACAUUUUAGUUAUGAAAUACUGAACCUGUGACUGUGAAAAUGGAAAUCCUAAGCUAUAAAUUUGUUUUGGUGUUGCUAUUAUGUUUAACAAAAUGACCCCCCUAAGACACAGGAUGUUGGAGAUUGGAUGCAACUUACACCAAACUAAAUCCUAACAGGGAGAUGUCUAAGAAAUUGAAAGCAAAACGUUUUGCUGAUCCAACAGUCUUUCUUUGGUACCAGAAUCUUCUGUCUAUGCUGCAAAUUAAAUGUGAUACUGACAUUGUCAUGUUUUAUCUUAUAGUAAAAUUUCAGUACAGUUAAUAUUCAAUUUGAACCGUAGUAAUUUGUGUAUUAUAUUUAUUCUAUUUCUUUUUGUUACUUGAACACUGAAGUUUGGUUAGAAACCUUUCAAAAUACCUUUAUAAGCAUCUUGUCUUGAAUCCGUAGUUUACCUGUGUGUAGAUAAAUGGGGAAAAAGGUUGAAUGGAAUAAAAAGGAAACUUUUGAUAACAGAAAAGAAA
Silurus meridionalis is the source of this 5448-nucleotide messenger RNA. RefSeq names its product galactose-3-O-sulfotransferase 4 (gene gal3st4). NCBI's taxonomy places the organism in Eukaryota, Metazoa, Chordata, Actinopteri, Siluriformes, Siluridae. Bases 1199 to 2638 code for a protein of 479 amino acids. Gene Ontology annotation, biological process: glycolipid biosynthetic process. The record is from RefSeq and is a predicted model, not a curated record. Gene Ontology annotation, cellular component: membrane. The transcript has 4 exons. Gene Ontology annotation, molecular function: galactosylceramide sulfotransferase activity.